ACGGAGUUAAGGAGUCCGUGGAGAUCUCCUGAGCUCCACACACUCACGGAAACUCAACCGCAGCUACUUCCGCCCACACUAAAGAUGGCGGCUCCCUUCAUGGAGAAAUUAGCCGAAUAUUUAGGUUCUCCCGAACCGGCGGUUCGAUUGAUUUUGUCAGUCUUAUCAGGUUAUCCCUUCGCACUGGUGUACCGGUGUUUUUUCUUUCAUCAGUCUGCAACAGUUAUUCAUCUCUUCCACACAUUCUCCGGGCUUGCACUGGCCACGUUUAAUUUUGGGUCUCAGGUCUAUCACUCCUUCUUAUGCAUACUCAUUCAGUUCUUGUUGCUGAGGCUGAUGGGAAGGACAGUCACAUGCCUUUUGAGUAGCUUUAUCUUUCAGAUGAUAUAUCUGUUGAUGGGUUAUUACUACACAGCUACAGAGGAGUAUGACAUCAAGUGGACCAUGCCUCACUGUGUCCUCACGCUCAAACUCAUCGGUUUGGCGUUUGAUUACUAUGAUGGUGGAAAAGAACAAUCUCAGAUGAGCACAGACCAAAAGAAGUCUGCCCUCACCUCUACGCCGUCUUUGUUGGAGGUCUUUGGUUUCUCAUAUUUCUAUGGAGGAUUCUUAGUAGGGCCUCAGUUCACACUGCGAAAUUACCAGAAGCUGGUGUCUCGAGAGAUGACCGAUGUCCCCGGACAACCACCCAACAGUGUGGUUCCAUCAUUGAAGCGAUUUGGUUUAGGUCUGAUCACCCUAGCUAUCUUUACAAUAGGCGGGCCGUAUUACUCCGAUAGCUACUACUUGACAGAUGAGUUUGAGGCACAUCCGUUCUGGUACAAGUGUGUGUACAUCCUACUGUGGGUGAAGAUAAACCUGUAUAAGUACAUCAGCUGCUGGCUAAUCACGGAAGGUGUGUGCGUACUCUCCGGGCUGGGUUACAAUGGGAAGAAUGAAAAAGGGGAGCACCAAUGGGAUGCCUGUGCAAAUGUGAGGGUGUGGCUAUUUGAGACCACGCCCCUUUUCACAGGCACCAUCAAUUCCUUCAACAUCAACACAAAUGCUUGGGUGGCCAGGCAUGUGUUUAAGAGGUUGAAGUUUUUGGGUAACAAGUUGUUAUCUCAAAUGUUCACAUUGUUAUUCCUGGCGAUCUGGCACGGCUUGCACUCAGGGUACCUCAUCUGCUUCUCCUUGGAGUUCAUCAUUGUCAAUGUGGAGAAGCAGGCUCAGUCACUGGUGCGGGACAGCCCUCUGCUGACAUCUAUUGCUCAAGGUCCUUUGUAUCCAUUUGUAUAUGUAGUACAGCAGUUAAUUCACUGGCUAUUUAUGGGGUACCCUCUGGUACCAUUCUGCCUCUUCACUUACGACAAGUGGCUCAAGGUUUACUCCUCUAUAUAUUUCUGCGGUCACAUCUUUUUCUUUGUUGCCUUUCUCAUCCUGCCAUACCUCCGCAAGGUCUUCGUGCCUCGAAAAAGAGGCAGUGAGAAAAAGGAGGAUUAAUUAAAAUGGUUUGUUUGUGGCCGUCUAAGUUUGACUGAAGUGAACUGUGACUUUUAAGGAGCACCUGAAGAAGACAAAUUUUAAGGCCUUUAGUAAUAUAUUAUUAUUUACAUACAGCACUGAUGUAUGUGUACAAACGUUAGUCCGUUGGAAAGUUCUUCUCAUUCUUUGGGAGUUGUGGUGGACUGUAACGAAAAAGGUGUAAAGCUGCAGAAAUGUAAGGAUUUCUGAGGUUUGAAAUUCGUUAAAUAAGACUUACUGAUGUUUGGUGGCUGACAAUAAUUAUACUGUAUCUGCUCAUACCAUUGCACUCAUUACUCAGUAAUGCUCUCAUUUCCUGUUUCCUGUCUAAUCAGAGAGCUGUCGCUGAGAUCACGUGUGUACUUUUAGAGGGGACACAGAGAAUGCCUUUGAAAGAUGGAAACAAAUGAGAUGUUUUAUUUUCCUUUGCUAGGAAUAUUUCAACCUCACUUGCCCUUGAAAAGACAAUGAAAUGUGAAACACAAAUGUAGGAGUGAACUAACUGAGCAUAGCCUGGCAUUACAAAUGAAUGUUUUUCAUUUUUAUAACCGUUUUGUUUUUGUGAUCAGACGACUUCUGAUGAUUCUUCUUCUUUUUUUUUUUUUUUUUUAGGAGUUUUUAUAGCUUGUUCAACAAAGGAUCAUCAUUCUGUCAUCUCAUCCUC
Molecule: messenger RNA, 2167 nt
Organism: Labeo rohita (rohu)
Lineage: Eukaryota; Metazoa; Chordata; Actinopteri; Cypriniformes; Cyprinidae
Gene: lpcat3
Product: lysophosphatidylcholine acyltransferase 3
Exons: 13
Coding region: 85-1482 (465 amino acids)
Biological process (GO): lipid modification; phosphatidylcholine biosynthetic process
Cellular component (GO): membrane
Molecular function (GO): 1-acylglycerophosphocholine O-acyltransferase activity; lysophospholipid acyltransferase activity
Source: RefSeq, a predicted model, not a curated record